AUGGCUGAAUGUAUCCACCCUCUUCUAGGCACCAUUCGUGGCAGGCGGACAGACAAUGUCGUCCAGUUCCUCGGAAUCCCAUACGCAACCAUCAAACAACGCCUGGGGCCCCCGAUUCCCAUCGAGAGUCCCCGAAAUGGGAACGAAUACGUUGUGGAUGCUACUGCAUACGGGCCCGAUCUCGUUGGCGCUGGAUCUUGCACCGACGAGCAGGAUCUCAUCCAGCAUCGAUUGCCAUACGAUCCACUCAUACAGUCGGUACUGGACGUGCUGAGACUGAACAUUACAGUGCCCGUCACGAAGAAAGGAUUGCAGCGGUGGCCCGUGAUGGUGUUUGUGCAUGGAGGCAAUUUUGCAGGAGGGUCGCCGGUCUGGCCCCAGAACGACCUGGCACGCUUCGUCCAAAGAUCCCAGACGCUGGGAAUGCCGCUUAUUGGUGUUAGCAUUAGCUAUCGGGUUGGGCCGGCUGGAUUCUUGACUUCUGAGGAGUUGAGACACCAUGGUUUGACGGGCAACAACGGCUUGCGCGACCAGGCUGCCGCACUUCUGUGGCUGCGUAAUCACCUCGAGGGCUUUUGGGGCGACCCUGACAAUAUCACACUGGUUGGACAAUUUGCCGGUGCCGUAUCUGGAAUGCUGCAUCUGGCCAGUAAUGUACCAUUGUUCAAGAGACUUGCCUGCUUGGGUGGACAGUUCCUCGCGGUACGGCCCCUCCCCGCUGAGGCGCAUGAGGAGAUCUACACAAGGGCAGUGCCCAAGUUGGGCCUGGAGAACCUGUCUCCCUCGGAGCGCGUUAGACGCUUCGAAGGCCUCAGCCGCGAGGAGUUACUCGAUAUUAGCUUCCUGCCCAGCUGUCCGAUUAUCGACGGCAAGGUGUGCACUGCUGCGCCGUCGUUCGCGAGCCUUCGAAACGGUAGUAUACCACGAGACUUGGACAAUGGUUGGUGCUCUGAACUGUUUAUCGGUGACUGUGAGUUUGAGGCCUCAAUUUUAGCUAGAGCCCUGGAUCACCGCAGAGAAACAGUCGUGAUAACCCGCUUCGUCGACAAGUUGAGGGCGGCAAUCCCGGUCACCCAACACCACCUGUUGGACGAGAUUGUCGACGCUUAUGGCCUGGGAAAACAUGUGGAAGAAGGCGAAGAAGAAGGCACGCACGAGAAUAGGGCACGAAACGGCUUCCUCUGCCUGAUCCACGACAUCAUGUUUUAUGCACCGGCCGAAAUAAUAGCCAGCGCCUGGCCCGCCGGCCGCAGCUACCUGUACCACUUCAACGAGCCAAAUCCCUGGCCAGGCCGCUGGCAAGGUCACGCUUCCCACCUGACGGACCUGGCCUUCCUGUGGCAGAACUACGAGGAGGCGCUGGCUCCAGCAUCUCGCCAGGUCAGCCGGCACUUCAGUGCCGACCUCAUCUCCUUCACCAACGGGCGGGCUCCCUGGACGGCGUACCGCGCAGCUGAGAGCAGUCCGCCGAUGGCACGCAUUUAUGGGCCCAGCGACAACGGGUCGGUUGCUGGUGUGGCGGUAGCGCGGUCUGGGGCUUGCGGCAGGCGCCAGUCCAUCUGGAAGUUCAUCGAGGAGAUUGGGGCGGAUCUACUGUAUGAUGUGGUUAUGGGUAGUUUGUUGUGA
Messenger RNA from Aspergillus calidoustus, 1626 nucleotides. NCBI's taxonomy places the organism in Eukaryota, Fungi, Ascomycota, Eurotiomycetes, Eurotiales, Aspergillaceae. The record is from the annotation of a GenBank genome assembly.